UCGUAUGAGUCGUUUCUUUCGUGUAUUGUAUAAAUUUGUUAUUAAUAUAAUUGUGAUACUUUCUUAUUUCGUGUAAUUUCGUGAGAAUCACAGUUAUAUUUCAUCUUUAUAUUUGUUCUAAAUAUUAGAAGAUGUCUUACAACAGACAAUAUCGAACGCGCACCGCUGCUGGUCGCUACAAUACGCCGGGUCAGUUCGUGUCGGCCGGAGAGCAACAGCCCCAGCAGUUUGGGAAUACGCAGCAGCAGUCGAGCACGGUCCCCUCGUCGCCGAUGGCCUCGCAGCAGUUCAACCAGCCGCAGACGCCGCUGCCGAAGCCCCCGCAGACACAACAACCGCCACUGCCCCAGCAGCCGCCUCCACCGCAGGCUCAGGAGCAACAGCAACAGCAAGAUCAGAACUUCGGAACCAGUCAGCAACCCAGUAACUCCGACAUAGAGAUGAAAGUCGAGCUGGAAAUGGAUGACGCCAGCCUCGAUGGGAACUCUCGCCCUCACUGGAUGAAGUCCAAACUGCCCGGUGUAAAGAAGAUCAGCAAGAGAGAGAGGCGUCGCCGGCAGAACGAGCACCUCCGCCGUCUGCUGGUGCCCAAGAACGCGCUGAUGGUUCUCAACGAGAUGACCUUACACGAGCAAAUUAACAAUCACUUCAAAGUGGAGUUGGCAGACAGUAGCCCGUUCUUCAAAUCGCAGAACAAGCAUAACUUCUGCGCAGAUCUCACUCUGGAGGGACAAACCUACAAGGGAUACGGUGAGAACAAACUGAUGGCUCGCAACGCGGCCGCCGAGCAGGCCAUCAGGGAUCUCAUCAUUAAACGACUCUCCAAAGUGUGCGCCGACUCCAGCGGCGACGGGACAGAGUCUCAGAACGGCGAGAGUGAGGAGGAGACGCUGCCCAUGAUCCAGAUCGCGUCGUUCGCGCUCCACAAGCUGUUCCUGGAGUGGGAGUACGCCGGACACAAAGUGCCGCAGCUGCGCCCCCCGCCCGUAUCGUGCGAGUCGGAGGCGGAGGCGGAGUGCGCGGCGGCGCGCGCGGCGGUGGUGAAGCCCCCGAAGGCGGUGCCGGUGAACGCGUCGGCCAUGCACCCGUGCAUGCUGCUCACCUACAUGCGGCCGCACCUCGAGUACCGCGAGCUGGCCGUCGACGGCGACCGCCCGCAGAACAUGCUCUUCACGCUCGGGGUCGACGUCGACGGCGCCACCUACGUCGGGAAAGCGUCUAACAAGAAGGAGGCUCGUAAAGCAGCAGCUCGCGCGGCCUGCCAGGCUCUGUUCAACGUGAAGUUCGAUGACGUGCCCACCGCCAACACCCCCAUCGCGCCCCCCCCGCCGCCCCCCACCCACGACCAGCUCCAGCCGCAGUAGACGCACGCGUCUCCAUCUCUCAUCAGGGUUGCCGACUCUAGUUACAUCCUAUCGUAUUCUAGUGGACUUAGAUGCCUGCCGGUCUAGCUGAUGAUGAACAGCUGGGGCGG
Molecule: messenger RNA, 1474 nt
Organism: Achroia grisella
Lineage: Eukaryota; Metazoa; Arthropoda; Insecta; Lepidoptera; Pyralidae
Product: double-stranded RNA-specific editase B2-like
Exons: 10
Coding region: 132-1364 (410 amino acids)
Biological process (GO): RNA processing; adenosine to inosine editing
Cellular component (GO): cytoplasm; nucleolus
Molecular function (GO): tRNA-specific adenosine deaminase activity; double-stranded RNA adenosine deaminase activity; double-stranded RNA binding
Source: RefSeq, a predicted model, not a curated record